Molecule: messenger RNA, 1494 nt
Organism: Aspergillus puulaauensis
Lineage: Eukaryota; Fungi; Ascomycota; Eurotiomycetes; Eurotiales; Aspergillaceae
Product: NAD-dependent succinate-semialdehyde dehydrogenase
Exons: 2
Coding region: 1-1494 (497 amino acids)
Molecular function (GO): succinate-semialdehyde dehydrogenase (NAD+) activity
Source: RefSeq, a predicted model, not a curated record
AUGGCCCCCUCAUUCGCAUCCAGCCUAAAAGACCCUAGCCUCUUCGUCGAGAAGUCCUUCAUCGACGGCCAAUGGGUCGGCGCGAAAUCAGGCAAGGCCUUCAGCGUCUACAACCCCGCCACCGAAGAGCUCAUUGGCACCGCCCCGGAAUCAAACACAGAAGACGUCAACGCAGCCAUCCAAGCUGCCGCGAAAGCCUUCCCUACAUGGCGCGCCCAGUCCGGUCGCCAGCGCGGGCGCAUCCUGCGCUCCUUCUUCGACCAGAUCGUCGCGAACAAGGAGGACAUUGGCAAGAUCAUCACAGCCGAGAACGGAAAGGCAAAGGGCGAUGCCGAGGGCGAGGCCCUCUUCUCGGCCUCGUUCUUUGAGUGGUUCUCCGAGGAGGCACCGCGCAUCUAUGGAGACGUUAUCCCGCACAGCAACCCCACCCACCGGACGCAGGUGAUCAAGGAGCCCAUUGGUGUCUGCGGUCUUAUUACGCCCUGGAACUUCCCCAUGGCCAUGGGUGCGCGCAAGGUCGCGGCCGCCCUGGCUGCGGGAUGCACAGUCGUCAUGAAGUCCGAUGGCCUGACGCCGUUCUCGUCGAAUGUCCUGGCUGUUCUUGCGGAGCGCGCGGGCGUGCCUAGGGGUGUGAUCAACGUUGUGACUGCGCUCGAGAACACGCCUGCUCUUGGGCUUGCGCUUUGCGAGUCCGACACUGUCAAGAAGAUCUCGUUCACUGGGUCUACGCGCGUGGGUAAGCUGCUCAUGUCGCAGUCUAGCAACACGCUGAAGAAGCUGAGCUUGGAGCUUGGUGGCAAUGCGCCGUUUAUUGUCUUCGACGACGCAGAUCUCGAGACCGCUGUGGCGGCCGCUAUUGCGAGCAAGUUCAAGGUUACUGGCCAGACCUGUGUGUGCGCGAACCGCUUCUUCGUCCAGGAGGGCAUCUACGAUAAGUUCAGCAAGCGCCUCGUCGAGGAGGUGAAGAAGUGCCAGGUUGGCAAUGGCUCCAGCGCUGGUGUUACGCACGGUCCUUUGACCAACGGCGUUGACAAGACGCAAGAGCACAUCCAGGAUGCUGUCGGCAAGAAGGCUACCGUGCUGCUUGGUGGCAGCAAGCUGCCGUCUGUCGGCAAGAACUUCCAUGAGCUUACUAUCCUGGGCGAUGUGAACGAUUCCAUGCAGGUUGCUAGCGAAGAGACAUUUGGUCCUCUUGCUGCGCUGUCCAAGUUCAAGACGGAGGAUGAGGUUGUUCGCCGGGCGAACAGCGUCGAGGUCGGCCUGGCGUCGUACCUUAUCACGAGUGACCUGGGCAAGGCCCACCGUGUCUCUGAACGAUUGGAGUUCGGUAUGGUUGCUAUUAACACCGGUGUCAUUUCUGACUCCGCUGCUCCAUUCGGAGGUGUCAAGCACUCUGGUAUGGGCCGUGAAGGCAGCAAGUACGGUAUCGACGACUACAUCAGCAUCAAGAUGAUUGUCACUGGUGGUAUCAACACAGUGUACGCCAACUUGUAA